AUGAGCCGAACACCGCACCCCGGCGCGAGCAAGCCUCCUCCUCAAUCCCCAAAACAGCUCACGAUUUCAGAGCAAAAGGUCAAGGUACCAGUACUGCAGCCACCACCGCCCCUUGUUGAGGUGAACCACCUCAUGCGGCACAUCGACCGGGCUCCGCCAGGCGACAUGGCCCGCAGGAGCAGGACGCCGCAACCGAGAGAAGAGCUCACCAGACACAAAAGCAAGCGCAACUUCUUCGAAGACGCCUUCUCCGACAACCCACUCAGCCUAGCCCGGGAGCGCGUCCACGGCGACGCCAUCGUCCUUGCCGAGGUCAAGACCAACGUCCGCGACGAAUUCACCUUCAUCACCGAGCUGGCGUACCACCUCUCGACGCGCUACCAACGGCCCGUCUCCUCGGUCGUCGUCACGCUGCGCCACGGCGCGUGCAUGUUCUGGGGCGGCUCCUUCGACCCGGCCUACGUCAUGUCCGUGGUUGCGCUGCCGUCCCAGCUGCAGCCGACCACCAACCGGCGCAAUGCCGCCCUGAUCCAAAGGCACAUGGAGGAGACACUUGGGGUGCGUCCCGCGAGGGGGGUGCUGCGGUUCGUGCCUGUUGCGGAGGAGGGUUGGGUCUGUGGGGGGAGGACGGUCGCAGGGGAGGUGGAGGCGUUGGAGAGGGGGGUUGGUAGGGGGGUUGGUGGGGGUGGUGAGGGUGGUGAGUUAGCUGCGGCGGCGACGUCCAUCGCCGCCCUUCGACCUGCAUCAACCACGGUGGGGUUGCCCACACCAGAAUUAACGCCACCCGGUAGCGGCGACGAGGGUUUAUCACGGAUGCCGGAAGCACGCCCCAAGAAGGAACAGGGAAGUGAGGCGGGUGCUGCUUCUCAUUCACCGCAGAGAAAAGCGGCGCAACGGAAGAAGAGCUUCGUGGCUACCAUUUUUGGCCGGUCGGGCAGUAAGCCUUUAUAUGACGCGUCUCUGCCGGCGAUUGCAGAUGAGGCGUAA
This is a messenger RNA of Chaetomium globosum CBS 148.51, 987 nucleotides long. RefSeq lists its product as uncharacterized. Bases 1 to 987 code for a protein of 328 amino acids. The record is from RefSeq and is a predicted model, not a curated record. NCBI's taxonomy places the organism in Eukaryota, Fungi, Ascomycota, Sordariomycetes, Sordariales, Chaetomiaceae. The transcript is spliced from 3 exons. Gene Ontology annotation, molecular function: phenylpyruvate tautomerase activity.